Molecule: messenger RNA, 1316 nt
Organism: Magallana angulata
Lineage: Eukaryota; Metazoa; Mollusca; Bivalvia; Ostreida; Ostreidae
Product: carbohydrate sulfotransferase 1-like
Exons: 5
Coding region: 20-1183 (387 amino acids)
Biological process (GO): N-acetylglucosamine metabolic process; sulfur compound metabolic process
Molecular function (GO): N-acetylglucosamine 6-O-sulfotransferase activity
Source: RefSeq, a predicted model, not a curated record
UGAAAGGAAGGUGGUGGAAAUGUUUGUCGAAGGUCAAUUUCGAUAUUUAAUUCUCGGAGUUUUCGGACUAUUGGGUUUAUAUUUUACCUUAGAAAGGGAAGUACCAGUGUUUAAAACAAAAGAGAUAUUGGGCAACAAGCCAUGCAUUUCAAAAGCAAGACCAUUACAUUUAUCUGACGGUUAUGACCCCAAGGACACCACGCCUAUGCGACUCGUUGUGGCAUACUUCAGGAGCGGAUCCACUAUGACUGCAGACCUCAUACGCCAUAUUGAUGAUGACUUCUAUCUCUUUGAGCCCCUGCACGACCUCUCCUCGGCGCUUCUUAAAUUCAAAAACAAAACAAGCAUUCAGUUCCUAAAUGGAACUCGAAGGUAUUUUUCAACUGGGGACAUUGAAAAAAUAUAUCCAGAGAUGAUAUUCAAUUGGUUUGCCUGUAACUUUAAAGACCUUGACUUGAAUGGUCUAACUAAUUCAUUCAUACCCUCAUUUACACCCGAACAUUCGGAUUACAUCAAGUGUGUUCGAUUAUUCCAUGGAAAAUUCUCUAGAAUGAAGACAACAAAGAAAUGUGUCCAUUUGCUGCGCAAACGAUGUUUGACCGCCAAAACUCGGACUAUUAAAACAAUCCGAUUCACAAUGUCUAUGACAGAAAAACUCCUAGCAUGGUUACCAGGACUAAAAAUUGUUCACUUAAUACGAGAUCCCCGUGGCAUUUUAAAUUCUCGUUUCGAGAAAAAUGUUGAAGUCAUGAAUUUACAAGUGGCGGCAGAAGAACUAUGUGACCAAAUAUCUUCAGAUGUAACACUAUAUAAUGACAUUGAAUCGUGUUACAAGGACAGAAUGAUGCGUGUUACCUAUGAGGAAAUGUGUCAAUCUCCAUUGAUAAUAGUUUCAAAGAUUUAUAGAUUUCUAGGAUCUCGUUUUACAGACCACGUCAAGGAUUACAUAGAUCAAACUUUGAAGGGACCAAUUAAGCACUGUGGAUAUUGUACAGAUCGAGGAAACGCCCUGGCAAACGCCUAUCGAUGGUUAACUGUCAUUGAAGAAGACUCUUUGAAUGUCAUUGACCAAAACUGUUCAUUCUUGUACAAACAGUUUGGCUAUUUUCAUUUACAAUAUGAUAUUCUGGCCGACUUUAAAAUUCAUGGCAAAACAAGCAGAAGGAUUAAGAUUAGACCUUAACACCAAACACGUCAACCUCACAUAGACUGAGAUACUCGGUUGUCAUGGAGAUCUGGACGUAUCUCCCAAACGACGAAGUGGGACAGUCGAUGGCGACCAGCUGUGACAAACUACCGGGACCAGCAAAGAAACC